UAUUAGAACCGGGGUUCAGGGGUUCUGAUACUUUUAUAUUAGAAUUUACUGUAUUAGAACCGGGUUUCAGGGGUUCUGAUACUUUUAUAUUAGAAUUUACUGUUUUAGAACCGGGUUUCAGGGGUUCUGGGUAAAUGGAAGAACCUGCUGGGGUCCAGAUCAGCAUGCUGGCUCAGACUGGAGGAACCGUCUGCGCUCCGGUUCUACAGGGGAAUAAAAUACUCGGCCCUGUUACUCUCAAGUGCAUCAUAAACGGGGGUUCUGGAGUUUCCAGUGUUAACACAGCAGUCGAUGCAGGAGGUUCUCCUGUAGUUCCAGCUCUGACUGAAGUUGAAAUGAGCAGCAUCAGCAUCAGCAGCAGUAAAGACUGCACCUCCAUCAGCCUGUGUGACGGCCUGGUGACGGUUCUGAUUAGACCCAGACCAGCGGGUGGAGGAACCCUGGUGGAGGAGACCUCCAGAAUCAUCAGAGAUGUUCUCUGGGUUUAUAUAGACCAUCAGAACCAGAACCAGUAUAGAACCCAGUACAGAACCCAGAGGACAAUGAACAGUCUGAUCCAAUCACUCAUCGAGAAGCACAGCAUGGCUUUCAGGGGUAUGGUCCAGAAGCUGAAUUUGGAGGAGCAGGACGACAGUAUGAACAUUAUUAGCAGCGUAGCUGAGACUCUGUUUAGCGACGGAACCACGGACUGGGGGCGGAUCGUUGGCCUGGUGGCGUUCGGCGCGGUGGUGUGUGAUCAGCUGAAGAAGAAGAGUCGAGAUCACUGCGUGGAGAACGUCGCCCAUCACAUCUCCGCCUACCUCAACACCCACCAACACCAGUGGCUCAUCAACAACAACGCCUGGGAGGGAUUUGUGGAGUUCUCUGAAGUGAAAGGUCAGAAUCUGCUGGUUAAAUCUCUGAAGGCUGUAUCAAGAGUUGCAGGGCUGGGGUUCAGUAUGUUCCUGCUGCACUGGUAAAGGGGCGGAGCCAGGCGCACUCACCAGUAAUACACUACAUUAAUCUGAGAGAAUUAUCACGUAAUAUGCUAAUCAGCUUCCGACUUCCUGACAUCAUCAGUAAUGUUGAUUUAUUAUUCGGAACCAAAGCAGGAAAUCAAAAUCCAACGUUUUCCAAAUUUCCAAAAGUCACGUGUUCAUGAGAUACGACAACUAAAACCCAACAUCUGCUCAACGUCGCGAUGAUGAAGCAAAUCUGAAACUGAUCUUAAAAUAUAAUGAAUAAAAUCAUUAAAUUAGCAUUUUCCUGAGCUUUAUUUUUAUAUCAAUAUAUUUUCUAAAUACAAAUCGAUUCGUUUGGUUCUUUUAAACCUGUUGUUUCUUUAUGAUUUCGCGAGAAUUAUUUAGUUUAAGUUUAUUAAGAGUUUUCAGAAUAUAAAUAAGUUAUUUUAAUGCAGAAAAAAGUUUUUUAUCAGCUCAGAUAUUCCUUUAUUUUUUUACACAAUUCUAUUCUACACAUCUCUACUCUGUUCCAUACCGUUAUAUACUACAAUAAUUUAUUACAUCCUAUAAUAUUAUAUCUGUACUGUGUUCUAUAGGGAAUGUGACGGGGGCGAGUAACACAAAAGUAAUGCAAUAGUUACUUUUACUGGUAACUAGUUACUUUUGUAGUGGAGUAACUCAGUUUGUUACUUUUUUGGGGAAGUAACUAGUAACUAUAACUAAUUACUUUUUCAGAGUAACGCUCCCAACACUGCUGAUCACACAGCCAAUAUCACUCGUUCAUGAGAUAUUAAGGUCUCACUUUAUAAUAAGUGUCUCUAAGUACUAUGUAGUUACACAGUAACAAUCCGUGUAACUACUGAUGAAGUACACAUUGUUACAGAUUAACUACACAGUUACAGGUUAUGUAAUUACACAUGUGUAACAAUGUGUGUGUACUCAAUCAGCCCUAAUUACAUACUAGACAAUAGCUGUUGGAUAAGUUUAUACUCAACUUAUCACACACACUAUUACACAUGUGUAAGUACACACACAUUGUUACACAUUUGUAAGUACAUGUGCUCUAUUACAUGUGUAAAUACACUCACCCUGGUACACGUGUUUAAUUACACAAGUCAAAAAUGAACCUUAAUACACAUGUGUAAUUACAUUAUCUG
Astyanax mexicanus (Mexican tetra) is the source of this 2098-nucleotide messenger RNA. RefSeq names its product induced myeloid leukemia cell differentiation protein Mcl-1. The coding region runs from base 135 to 959 and encodes 274 amino acids. NCBI's taxonomy places the organism in Eukaryota, Metazoa, Chordata, Actinopteri, Characiformes, Acestrorhamphidae. The transcript has 5 exons. Gene Ontology annotation, cellular component: mitochondrial outer membrane. The record is from RefSeq and is a predicted model, not a curated record. Gene Ontology annotation, biological process: release of cytochrome c from mitochondria; intrinsic apoptotic signaling pathway in response to DNA damage; positive regulation of apoptotic process. Gene Ontology annotation, molecular function: protein heterodimerization activity; protein homodimerization activity; channel activity.